AUGGUGGACUUGUCGUCGACCUUUCCCAAAAUUCAUUCCAGGUUCACACGCGCUUUUUUUUUUACGAAUCGCUUUUUCACGUUGAGAAUGAUAAACGCAUUACGCGCCAUAAAAAGCGCGUUGUUUAAAAAUUCAAAUAAUAAUGCCGUGGAUGCCGAUGAGGAAGGGGAGGAGGGGGAGGAGGAGGAGGAGGACGACGAAGACCGCGUCGUCGUCGUCGCACAAACAGAAGACAAUAAUAAUAAUAAUAAUAAUGAUUCGAUAAGACGUUUCGAAAGAGGAAAUUUAUUCGAACGAUUAUUUACGAAAAUGGUGACCGCAUUGAAACAAAUAAUAAGAGAUAAUUUUCUACACGACGAUGAUAAAUUCGAAAUAGAAUUAGAAUUAGAAUCGGAUUCGAGAAUAUUCAACGUCAUCGAAACGUGGCUGACCGUUUUAUAUUGCACUCUUUUACUCCGAACGAGAUUCGUUAAUUAUUUGGAAAAUUAUUUGAAAGAAAACAAUAUGGACGAAUCGAAAAUCGGACGACAGUUAUUGCAAGAGGAAAGCAUGAACAUGUAUAAAAUGAUACGUAAAGCUCAAGCUCGAUCACACAUAAUAUUCAAUCAUUUGAAAUUACGCUGCGAAAAAAAUAUUGUCGAACGGGCCGACGUGGAUGAUGAUUCCACAGACGACGGAAUUGAUUUUUUCAACACCGGAAAUGAUAAAAAUCCGACAUUUGAUUUAACAACGGCGACGACGGAUUUCGACGAUGACGUCGACGUCGAUGACAGCGCCGUCGGCGGCGACGUCGUGAAUCACGUUCCGACGGCGGAUAAUAACAACGCCAACGUUUUGGCUCUGAUAGAAAAAAUUUUAAAUUUAAAAAAGGAUUAUUUAACGGUCAACGAGAGUCUCCUGUUGAAAUUGAAAUUUUUCAACAAUUUAAUGAACGCUCAAUGUAAUCAAUUUUAUUCGUCCGACAGCGAUUUAAGCGAUUUCGAAGAUAUUAAUCGGAGAAAUUUGUCGCAGAGCGGCGACGAUCCCGAUAAAAAUUUCCAAUUCGAUUCGGAAAAAUUCAAAUGGGAAAAAUUGAAAAUAUUAGAAUUCACUCAAUUUCUAGAAAAUUCCAUUAGGGAAAUUUCUAAAACGGGCUCCAAUCUUUGUGAUAGAGAAAAUCAAUGA
Messenger RNA from Pediculus humanus corporis (human body louse), 1164 nucleotides. RefSeq lists its product as uncharacterized. Lineage: Eukaryota; Metazoa; Arthropoda; Insecta; Psocodea; Pediculidae. The record is from RefSeq and is a predicted model, not a curated record. The coding region runs from base 1 to 1164 and encodes 387 amino acids. The transcript has 2 exons.